Rhea pennata is the source of this 1651-nucleotide messenger RNA. RefSeq names its product bile acid-CoA:amino acid N-acyltransferase (gene BAAT). Bases 329 to 1582 code for a protein of 417 amino acids. Gene Ontology annotation, cellular component: peroxisome. Gene Ontology annotation, molecular function: fatty acyl-CoA hydrolase activity. The record is from RefSeq and is a predicted model, not a curated record. Lineage: Eukaryota; Metazoa; Chordata; Aves; Rheiformes; Rheidae. The transcript is spliced from 4 exons. Gene Ontology annotation, biological process: acyl-CoA metabolic process; fatty acid metabolic process.
CUCCCAGGUGCAGGGCAGCACCCAGGCCUUUGACUUUUUUUUCUGCCUCGUCAUGGAUGAGAGCAGGGGCACUGGAAGGGUGAAAUGAUCUGCUGGGAGCUGUGGGGUAUGGCAGAGAUGUGGAGCAGCCCUGGGUCUCUCCCAGGUCAUCAACCCCAUGGGCAGGAGGCCACGUGCUCUGCUGCUUGAUUGCUUCCUGGAUUAAUGAUUGUCUCGGUGGAGGAGCUCUGGAUAAAAGACGAGAGUGGGGGAGGAUGAGCCCUGCUUCCAACCUACUCCGUCCAAAGCUGAGUGCUGUGGACCAGCCUUCACCCAGGCCAGGCCCACCAUGGUGGAGCUGACGGUGAUGCCCUCAUCCUCACUGGCUGACAGGCCAGUGCGGGUGCGUGUGUGUGGGCUGGCCCCCUCCCAACUGGUCACCCUGCUGGCCUCACUGACAGAUGAGCGUGGUGUCCGCUUCCAGGCACGUGCCUUCUACCGUGCCAAUGGGGAUGGCGAGGUGGAUGCUGAGAGCCAUGCUGCCCUGGGAGGUGACUUCACUGGCAUCUGGCCUAUGGGGCUUUUCUGGUUUCUGCGUCCCAACACCCUUUUUCAGCGGCUGGUCAAGCGAGAUGUGGUAGGCAGCCCUUUCCGUGUCCACCUCGAGGUCUUUGACGCCCUCCAGCUGGUGACGGAGCCUGGGGACCAGCCACUGGCUGCCUGCACCGUUGAGCGGUGGUAUGUGGGCCCUGGCGUACAGCGAGCUCCCAUCCGUGAGGGCAGGGUCCGUGGGGCCCUCUUCCUGCCACCAGGACCUGGGCCCUUCCCAGGGGUGAUCGACAUGUUUGGGGGUGCGGGGGGCCUCAUCGAAUUUCGAGCUGGGCUGCUGGCAAGCCGGGGCUUCGUGGUGCUGGCCCUGGCCUUCUUUGCCUACGAUGACCUGCCCCGUGUGCUGGCUGAACUGGACCUGGAGUACUUUGAGGAGGCAGCUGAUUUGCUCCUCCGGCACCCCAAGGUGCGAGGCCCUGGUCUGGGUGUCAUCGGCGUGUCCAAAGGGGCAGAGGUGGCCCUGGCCAUGGCCACCUUCCUCCCGCAAGUGGUGGCCACAGUGUGGAUCAACGGCACAGCCUCCCUCCAUGGCACCCCGCUGCUCUACAAGGGCCUUCACAUCCCCCCCAUUCCCUAUUAUCCUGAGUACCUGGUGCUCACAGAGCUGGGGGCCUUGGACAAUGCUAAUGUCUUUGGGGACCCCCGGGACCCUGCUCACAGCAGCUCCGCCAUCCCUGUGGAGAAGGUCCAGGGCAAGGUGCUCUUCGUGGUAGGGGAGGCUGACCGCAACUUCAACAGCAAGCUCUUUGCUGAGCUGGCCAUGGCACGGAUGCGAAAGGACAGCUACCGCCUGCUCUCCUACCCUGGGGCUGGGCACCUCAUUGAACCACCUGGCUCACCACUCUGCAGCAUCUCAGGCAUUCGGGGCAGCCCCAUGCCAGUGCUGUGGGGGGGCGAGCCCCAGCCUCAUGCCAGGGCCCAGGAGCACUCAUGGCAGGAGAUUAUCCGCUUUCUGGAGCUGCAUCUGGGCCCUGCCACCAGCUGCCAGUUGUGAUGGUGAUGGGGUGUCCAUGAAGGACAAAAGGUCUAGGAGGAGCAGAUGCUAAUAAAGUGCACGACCACA